GGGCGUGGUCUACAGACCAGGCCACGGGCUGUGGGCGGGGCACGGCCCGGAAACCUAACGCAGCAUGGCCCUGGGGGUCCGGGGCUUCUCGUGGCUCCGUGGCCUCCUGGGCGGGAGCGCGACGCCAUCCGGGGCCCUUCGGGGCGUGGCCGGGCGAGGACCAGAAGAGAGGAGAGAGUCCAUCUUCCCGAGGUCACCACUGUCUGCCACCCCACCUGUUCUCACCGCAGACAGAUUUACACGAAGCCAUUAUUAUCUCUGGUACUGAAAUGGCCAAACAGAUCCAGAAGGAAGUUCAGCAAGGUGUGGAGGCCUGGCUCACCCUUGGGAACGAGAGGCCUCACCUGAGCAUUGUUUUAGUGGGCGACAACCCAGCAAGCCACACAUAUGUGAGGAAUAAGAUACGAGCUGCCUCUGCUGUAGGUAUCUGUAGUGAGCUCAUUCUAAAACCUAAGGAAGUUUCUCAGGAAGAACUUUUGGAUAUAACUGAUCAGUUGAACAUGGAUCCCAAAGUCAGUGGUAUAUUAGUUCAGUUACCACUUCCAGAUCAUGUGGAUGAGCGGACAGUGUGCAAUGGAAUUGCCCCAGGAAAAGAUGUGGAUGGGUUUCAUGUUGUCAACAUGGGGAGACUGUGCCUGGACCAGCAUUCGUUCAUCCCUGCCACUGCCAGUGCUGUCUGGGAGAUCAUCAAAAGGACAGGAAUUGAAACUUUUGGGAAAAAUGUGGUUGUGGCUGGAAGAUCCAAGAACGUAGGCUUGCCCAUUGCCAUGCUUCUGCACACAGAUGGAGACCACGAGCGACCAGGAGGUGAUGCAACGGUGACCAUAGCACACAGAUACACCCCCAGGGAGAGGCUGAAGACCCAGACUCGGCUGGCAGACAUUAUUGUGGUCGCUGCAGGCAUUCCAAAGUUGAUCACGCCUGAUAUGGUUAAAGAAGAUGCUGUAGUGAUUGACGUGGGCAUCAACUACAUCUGCGAUCCAAUGACAGGAAAGACAAAAUUAGUUGGCGAUGUGGACUUUGAAGACCACUCUGGAGUCAGGCUGGCUUGGGUUUGAAUCCUAGCUCUGUCCCUUCAAAGAAUUAUGAUCUUAGCUGUAAGGAAGAAAGCUGGCUUUAUCACUCCAGUCCCCGGAGGUGUGGGGCCGGUGACGGUGGCGAUGCUUCUGAGGAACACCCUGCUGGCGGCUCAGAGAGUCAUCUACUAGGUCACAGGGGAGAAUAAAGCAGCCGGGGAACUCACAGUGCUCGUUUAUUUAACACGCAGCAAAAAUGUUUCUACUUUACCACGAAGCUAUUUAUUUCUACAUUGUCUAUUUUCUCAUGGAUGGAACCAUCGUGGAGGAGAUGAUUCACAUAAUUUUGUGCAUUUGCUGCCGACAGAUGUGGAGUUUUAGGAAAAACCAAAACAAUUUAAAUGAAAUUUUAUUAAUCAUUUUAUGGAUGUUUGUUCAUAAUGUUAAAACAAUAAAAGGUUCAUAGUAAAUAUAUUUUUGACAUAAUGCGAUAUCACCCACACUAUGUUCUAACAAAUGUUGUAUCAGCCAGAUGUGCACCCACAUGAAAUGUAAUUUAAGUUUUACCAUAAGCAUAAUUAGUUGAUACAUUUCAUGUUUUAUGUCAAAUACUGAAAAGGAGCUAUAGUAAAAUAAAUCUUGAUCUUAGGUAGCUCCCAGAUGCAACCAACAAGGGCAUCCUAAUGAGAAAGGGUAUUCUAUUGAGGGAAAGAAAAAUAUCCAAGGCAGAUGAAAGACACAAUGCCAUUUGGAAAGUGGUGAUUCUAACACAGUGUGAAGGAGUACUCACCAUGGUAAUACAGAUGAGGAACAUCUUAGGCUUGUCAUCAUUUCUUUCUUCUUUUAAAUAGCUUCACUGAAGAAUAAUGGAAAAUCCAAAAAUAAAUACACAUACAAGAUAAACCUAACGUUGUGUUUUCCUACAAAUGUCAAAAAACUUGGUACAGCAUGAUGGAGGAUACCAUAAAGGAUAGCAACUGAAAGGUUUGUUCCCAAAUUCAGAAAUCUGGUAAGAAAGCAUAGUGCUUUCAUUGUGUUGAAACUAUACCUUAGGACACAACUGAAAAUCUACAGCUGUGUGUCCACAGUUCCUCCCUUUUUUUUUUUAAUGGCAUUUGGUUCUCAAAAGAGAUGCAGGCUCUCUAGUACAAUUUAAAUUAAGAAACACAUGCAAACAGUAGUUGCAGGCUGGUUUGAGACUAGUAGAACCAUAUAACUGUAUUCACUUUUUAUGCACAAGUUCCAGUAUGUUCAUGAGCCAGUAAUGAUUCUUAUUUAAUGUGUGUCUUUAUCAGUGUGUACUCUUGAUCAUUUUGUGAAAAUAGAUUAGAUGUUUAACAACAUUUCAAAUACAUAAUAAAGCAAUUUGAAGAAUA
Molecule: messenger RNA, 2392 nt
Organism: Heterocephalus glaber (naked mole-rat)
Lineage: Eukaryota; Metazoa; Chordata; Mammalia; Rodentia; Bathyergidae
Source: RefSeq, a predicted model, not a curated record